Ochotona princeps (American pika) is the source of this 654-nucleotide messenger RNA. RefSeq names its product alpha-S2-casein-like. Gene Ontology annotation, cellular component: extracellular region. NCBI's taxonomy places the organism in Eukaryota, Metazoa, Chordata, Mammalia, Lagomorpha, Ochotonidae. The transcript has 14 exons. The record is from RefSeq and is a predicted model, not a curated record. Bases 1 to 654 code for a protein of 217 amino acids. Gene Ontology annotation, molecular function: zymogen binding; protein homodimerization activity.
AUGAAGUUCUUCAUCUUUGCCUGCCUCCUGGCUGUUGCUCUUGCAAAGCCUAAUAUGGAGCAAUAUUUUUCCAGUGAGGAAACUCUUGCCAACUCCCAAGAAGUAAGUUCAAGCUUAGAGAACAUUUGCACCACAUCCUGUGAGGAACCCAUAAAGAGUACCAGGAAAAUGGUAAAUGCCGAAGUUACCAAAGAGAUGAAAUACAAUGAAUUUUAUCGGAAGCUGGACUUCCUCCAAUAUCUCCAGGCUCUUUACCAAUAUCCGAUGGUUAUGAACCCAUGGACUCAAACUGCAUUGAGGACCCUUAUUCCCAACAUGGACAGAGAACAACUCUCCAACAGUGAGCAAUACGAGCAGGAAAUGGAUGUGGUCAUGCAAACCAGUGAGGAAAUCCCAGAGACAACUGCUGAUACGGAAUCAACUGAAGUAUUCACUCAGAAAACUGAGAUGACUGAAGAAGAAAAGAAUUUGCUAAAAUAUCUGGACCAAAUGAGCCAAUACUACCAGCUUAAUCUUCCCCAAUAUCUACAAGAUGUUCGUCAUUUUCAGAAACCCAUAACCCCAUGGAAUUAUUUCAGGAAAAUUGCUUACCAAAGUGCCCCCACUCUGGCAGUCACAGAAGAAAUGUAUCCUAUUGCCAAUACAGCAAACUAA